Molecule: messenger RNA, 1446 nt
Organism: Glossina fuscipes
Lineage: Eukaryota; Metazoa; Arthropoda; Insecta; Diptera; Glossinidae
Product: sister chromatid cohesion protein DCC1
Exons: 5
Coding region: 64-1320 (418 amino acids)
Biological process (GO): mitotic sister chromatid cohesion; maintenance of mitotic sister chromatid cohesion
Cellular component (GO): Ctf18 RFC-like complex; nucleus; chromosome, centromeric region
Source: RefSeq, a predicted model, not a curated record
AAAAAAAAAAAAAAUAUUUUGAGAGCAGCUGUUUUUAAGCGGGAAAAUUUAGAUUUGGCGGAAAUGGAGGAAACGAAGGAAACAUAUGUACGCUCUUUGGAGGAUGUGAAGAAUAUAAUUAAAUACGCUAAAUUGGAUGAACGGAAUUUAACUCAAGUUACCCAGGCUCUUUAUUACCCUUCGGAAAGUGUGGUCAGCGAUAACUUGAAAUUACUCGAACUUGAUGAGCAUAUGUUGCAGCAAAUCCGUUCAGGACAAAAAUUAUAUUUUAAAGGAGGGCUUACUGAGAAAGUGGUUUUAUGCACUGAUGAGAAAACUUACGAUGUUAAGGGUGCAGAGAUUUCCAAUAGCCUGUUACUAGUGCCAGAAUUAAAAUUUGGUGCCGGUACAAGUACGUCUCCCUUAAAAAGUCCUCGUAAUGCAGCCAACAAUUCAUUAGAAAGAAGUCUCAAUGAUAGCACGGAAGACGAUUUGGCUUUAGAUCGUUCUUUGGAGCAAAAACAAAUUUUAAACACUUUUCAUGAGUAUUUGGAGUGCCGGGAAAUACGACCACGUUUUCGUAAAUUAGGGGAUCUACUGCUGUUGACCCGCUACUCCGGGCCGGAAAAUGAAGAAUUUAUUGAUCGUAAAUUCCUGUUUAGUUUCCAACAAUUACAGGAUACCAUACAAUGCAGUCGUAAGCAGUUCAUGGAGGGUUUGCAAAAAUACAGGGCCAUUGAAUUACAAGGCCAUAUGCGAAUACUAGAGUCUGAAUAUGAAUAUAGAAUAAUUAAUUUAAUGGUCGGUUUAAUAAAUGAAAACUCUUGGAUUAUUGACGAGGUGGAGAAAGAAGAAACGAUGAAUGCUCUAAUGGGAAUUGCUCCGCAAGAAAUUGUAGAGGGCUUGUUCGAAAUUUACGCAAUCCCAACAAGGGGCAAAGAAGAACGUUACACCUACAAGGAAGAUUUGGUAGCACGUAUAGUGGCGCAAUUUAUUUUACAACCAGGGCUCAAGUUUAGAGUGGAUGAAUUUUUAAGCUCUUGGCAAGAGGCUUUGCCUGACGGCAUGAAAUGUGAAGAAAAAUAUUUACGCGGUUUGGGCAUAUUUGAUAAAGAAGGUUCGAUUGCCUUCAUACGUUCGUUGAACGAAGAAAAUUUACCAUUAAAUAUACAUGAACGAAUGAGAUUACUCUUUAAAACUAAAUCAAAAUGGACUUUGGAGGAAAUAGAGCCUUAUAUAGAAUAUUUCACUACCGGAGUCUUAAGUGCUUCCACUUUAAUGGCCAAAUAUGCCAGAUCUCUAACGGAAGAUGGUAUACGAUACUACGUAGCCAAGCAUUAGCAACGUUAUUUUUACAUCUUUGUUCUCCUAAUAUGCAUCAUUUUGGCUCUCUUUAUAUCUUCUAUAGCAUUUUGCAUGAGUUUUAUCGCACUGUGUUCUGGAUUUUCUUCAGAAUUCAAAGUCAGU